AUGUAUUUCCCCACAUUUGACUGUUCUAAUGAAACUAAUAAGAUUAAUAUCUAUUCGAGAGGUGAAUGUGGACUUUUUGAUGAUUAUCAAACAGUUAGAUUGUAUUAUUUGGUAUCUACAAAACCUGAGAAAACCAUUUCUGAUUUAACCAAAUUUGCAAUAAAAAACGUAGAUGAUGGUCUUUACGUUUUUGAAUUUAAUAAAGUGCACAUAACACUAGGAAACACUUAUCUUAAAUUUGUUAGAAUCAAUCAAAUAGUCAUAGUCUUGUCUGGAUUAACACCAUAUGAACUCAUAGAAUACCAAACAGCGGAUUUUGCAUACACAUUUGAAUAUACAGAGAGACUCCCUCGCCACGAUUUAGUCGAAAAUUACUUUGGUAAUUUUUAUAAAUGUGUUUCUUCUGUAGAUGACGUUGAGCAAACCAUUAUAAUGCACAACACAACGUGUUAUAAUAUGAGUGGAAAUAAGUCGAUUCAAUACGGUAAAAAUGGUGAUGUGUACACAAUUGCAAAGUAUUCAGAGAUGUCAUGUGUUGGUCAGCAGACAACUGAAUAUUACAACUCUGGUGAGUGUGCUGAAAUUGUGUUAGAUAAAAGAACGAUAUUUUCACAAGAAAUAAUACGAGGUGUAUUAAAAGGUGGUGAAACUUGUGUUUCAACAAAAAGUGACUUUAAAACAGUUUACCAGUUCAAUAAAUGUUACUUUGAUGGUGAAAGUGGUUCUUUAAAAUUUGUAAAGCAAAACGAUGUUGUGAUGUAUUUUGUUGGUGUUGAUUGCAAUUCAUUAAAAGAAGUUGAAACAACACAAAUAUUUGAUUAUGUUGAAUUUUUAGAAGAAUACCCAAAGUUUAAAGUCUCACAAUUUAAUAAUGGAAACACAGAAAAUUGUAUUUUAAAAGAUACAAUUGGAGCGCCACAAAUUAAUUUGUAUAAAAUUAACUGCACCGAAAUUGGAACAGCAACCUCAGUUUUAGCAUCAACAAAUAAUGACACUUUUGAAUUCAAAAUUUUUAAUGAAAAAACGUGUGAUGGAGAAGUAAUAAAAAUCGAAAAAUACACAAAAGGUCACUGUGUAUUAAAAGGAGGAAAGAAUGUGGUGUUUUCAGAUUUAAUUGAUGAACCAAUCGUUUCAAACGGUAUUAGAAAAAUGACAGAAUUUGUUUUAUUACUAUUGUUGGUGAUAAUUUAA
Messenger RNA from Entamoeba invadens IP1, 1191 nucleotides. RefSeq lists its product as hypothetical. The record is from RefSeq and is a predicted model, not a curated record. The transcript has a single exon. Lineage: Eukaryota; Evosea; Mastigamoebida; Endamoebidae. Bases 1 to 1191 code for a protein of 396 amino acids.